Messenger RNA from Gracilinanus agilis (Agile Gracile Mouse Opossum), 1245 nucleotides. RefSeq names its product platelet-derived growth factor receptor-like protein. NCBI's taxonomy places the organism in Eukaryota, Metazoa, Chordata, Mammalia, Didelphimorphia, Didelphidae. The coding region runs from base 1 to 1245 and encodes 414 amino acids. The record is from RefSeq and is a predicted model, not a curated record. The transcript has 6 exons.
AUGAACCCCAAGAAUAUCUGCUUCUUGGCCUAUGUCUUAUUCUUCUGUGUGAUCUCAGCAAAAAGCCGAGUGCCUACCCAAGCUACCAAAGACAUGGGGAAGAACAUUCCUAAAUCAUCAGACCCCAGUGAGGUGAAGCCCACUAGAGGUCUAGGUCACAAGAAGCCCAAAAAGGCUGAUAGCCAAAAAGUCCUGGAGGCACCAAGAGCCAGAAAGUCAAGGCCCCGAGUGGAAGCUCAGCCCUCUGGAGCCCUGGUAUCCUCACCUCCUUCCAUCUUGAUCCAGGUGGUGGGGAAGGGCCGGUUCCAGAAAGUGGGGGACUCCCUGAGUCUGAGAGCAGGAGAUGCCCUGGAGCUUCGGUGCCGGGGAAAGUCUGUCCACUGGAGGUUCCCAGUUUACCUGGAAGAAGAAGGAGAGGGGAGACUCAGAAUCAAGCAUUUUACCCAAUACAGCCAGCUGCUUGUAAUGAACUCAACCAUUGCAGACACAGGAGAAUAUAGCUGCUGGUCUCGGUACUGCCAGGAUAGUGAGUGUCGGGAUGUUGAGGACCGCACCAACAAAACCUUUGUCUUCUUUACAGACCCACAGGAGCUCUUUGUCCCCACGGAAGACUAUUAUGAAGUGGUACAGCUUCGGACCAACCAGCCAACUCUGCUGCCCUGCCAGGUGACCAGCCCGGAGGCCCAUGUUACUCUACACAGGGAGUUUCCCCCUGAGGAGGUCACUGUGGACGGAGUGGAUAUCUCCUUUGAUGCCAAGAAGGGCUUCACUGUCCAUAGACCACGGGCCUCACUGGCCGGCUCCCUCUUCUGCAUGGCCAGCCUGGGGGGUAUUCGCCAGAUCUCUACCAAGUACCUACUGAUCUAUAUCAACUACCCAUCCUCCUCUCCCAAACCCACCAUCCAAGCCUCAGCAACCUCUGUUCCCUUGGGAGAAAAUUUCAAUGUGACCUGCACUGCUCUGGGAGAACCCGAGAUCACUGUGGACUUCACUUGGGAAUAUCCAGGGCAGCUGAUGGGUCGCCCACCCUAUGUCAGUGAAUGCUCCAGUGUGGUGCGCAGAGCUGGCCAGGUACAGCAAGAAUGGGAGAGUGUCUUAUAUAUUGAGGAGGCCAGAGCCAAGGACCAAGGCAUCUAUACCUGCCGAGCCACAAACCUUCAAGGGACCUCGACAGCCAGCACCCGAAUUCGAAUCCUCCAGCCCUCACGGAUCCUGGUUUCAGCAGACAAGGCUGGUGACCAUUAA